This is a messenger RNA of Triticum aestivum (bread wheat), 1886 nucleotides long. Its product is annotated as F-box protein At4g27050-like. NCBI's taxonomy places the organism in Eukaryota, Viridiplantae, Streptophyta, Magnoliopsida, Poales, Poaceae. Gene Ontology annotation, molecular function: protein binding. The transcript is spliced from 2 exons. The record is from RefSeq and is a predicted model, not a curated record. Bases 154 to 840 code for a protein of 228 amino acids.
GGUAACGACCGGGCUUUGUGAUUCGUGGCAAAUUAGGAAUCUACAUAUAUUCGCGAACGAUCGACUCCUGCUGUUGAUCAACGAACAAGGAACCCUACUACAUCUACAUAUAUUCGCGAGAUGAGAAUCACCGGCGCCGCACCGUGAGCCGUGAUGGCGGCCGCACCGACCAACUCUUGGUGUGGCGAAGACCGCCUGAGCGACCUCCCGGAGGACGUCCUCGGCAUCAUCCUCUCCUACCUCCCCACAAAAGAGGCCGCCCGCGCCGCCGUGCUCCGCAGGAGCUGGCGCCACUCCUUGGCCGCCGUCGACGCCAUGUCCUUCAUCCAGGACGAGGCCCACGACAAGAACGACCCCAGCUUUACCGCGCAAUCCCAGGAGAAGCGCAGCAAGAAUGGGGACUUCAUCGACGAGGUCAACGCCGCGCUCCUCUGCCGCCGCCGCUGCGGCGCCGGCACGGCGCCGCGCGCCUUCCGCGUCAACUUCGGCUGCUACACGCGCUGGGACUCUGCCAUGCUGAACCGGUGGCUCUACCACGUGCUGAAACGCAGCAGCAAGGUGCUCCACCUCGACGUGCGCCUCCAGCACACCGACCUCGCCGAGCACCACGUCAAGGAACCCUACAAUGGCGAAGGCGACGGAGAUUGCGACCACCCCCGCGCCAACGACCCGACGACAGGUGCCCCGCGAGCUACUCCUAUCAGUCCUGCCGCGCAGAUGAGUAUGCGCUUCCACGAUGCCUCUUCUCGUGCGUCGUCGUACGUACGCUCUGUCUCGGCGCCUGCACGUUGGAGCCGCCCGAGCGCAUCGAGCUGCCUUUCCUCGAGACGCUGUUCCUAAGCACCAUCAGGAGCACCGGCGGAAACAUCCAACGCCUCAUCUCCGGUUGCCCGCGCCUCGUCGACCUCACCCUCGAGAGGUGCGGCUGCACAAACAAAAGUCACAACGACCCUCUUCCCGACAAAAAUUUCACCAUCGCUGUCCUGGAUAAGCAUCUUCGCAGAUUCUCCCUAAGGUGCUGCCACAACCUGGUCCGAGCGAGCAUUGAUGCGUCAGAGCUGAGGACGUUCGAGUACAGGGGAGACGUGCCAUCGGAGUCGCUCCUUACACUCCACGGAGCGCACAAGAUCUCUUCGUGCACCAUCGGUUUCUGCGGCAGGAAAGUUUACAAGGGGGAGUUGCCCCUGCUCAGAUGCUUCCUCGAGCAGUUUACCGGCACAAGACAUCUGCAUCUCGUGUCUACUUAUCUCGGUUCAGCGUCAAGGCGGCGACUAGGAUACUUGAAGUUGCUCCAAGCAUUGUGAUUUUGUCUCUAUUCAUGAAGCCAGGUUAUGAGGACAGAUUUCACACCGAAUACUUCUGGAGGCAACAGCAAGAGCUCAUUAGUGAACCGGCUCUAGAUGUUUCGAUCCCGUGCUUGCGAAAUCGGCUGAGGAGUAUCAACCUCGUGCACUACCAGGGCGACGACCGACACAAAUAUCUAGCCAACCUGCUGCUUUGUAAUGCGAUGGUUCUAGAACAAGUGUGUGUUGCCUUUCCAAGGGGUGAACAUAAGUUGCAGACUAGACUCAAGAAGGAAAUCGAAGGAUGGAUUGAUUGGUGAAUAAAUCAGCAAAGGUGAUAUUCUUGUAAUGAAGUUAUAUAAGUGUCAAACCCAAGCUCAUUUUCUCUUAGAAGGCGAGAAUUUAGCUUUGUGUAUCCUCAAUUUGAUUUGGUGGCCGAUGUAAAAACAUAAUCGCAUGGAAGCUAUUGGAGUGGAAGAGGAUAGACCUCAUGAGAGCCAUCGAGUAGCAUCUCUAAAUUUCAAAAUGAAACUAGCAAUUUGGUAGAUAUCGCCAUCAGAACUUCGCAAAGCAACCUAUGAUGGUUCUAUGUCAUGGCGUUGU